Messenger RNA from Aplysia californica (California sea hare), 1438 nucleotides. RefSeq lists its product as uncharacterized. The transcript is spliced from 3 exons. Bases 365 to 1267 code for a protein of 300 amino acids. The record is from RefSeq and is a predicted model, not a curated record. NCBI's taxonomy places the organism in Eukaryota, Metazoa, Mollusca, Gastropoda, Aplysiida, Aplysiidae.
GUAAAAUCAAAUCUCCCCGGAAAACGUGUAGUGAAGCUGACAGAGCCCCCAUAAAUAGCAUCCUUCUGGUCGGCAGAUCAGGAAACUCAUCGCUGUCAUUACCGGCAAAUUCGAUAGUGACAAAGCGAAGGCGCUUCCCGGUCUUUUUUUUUUCAUCGCGCGCUGCGUGUUGUCGUCAGAGUGAAGUGAAUUCUCAAAUCUGGAGCUGGAUCAAUCUUGUUGUCGUGUUCUUUUUGGCCUCGGGGAUACGCUCACUCACAGACAUGAUGAGAGACACGGCAGAGAUCUUGUGGAGACUUCUGUCAAGUGGGACGAGAUAACUCGAUCUAGGUGACCGUUGGGUGGCAGACGAACCUCAACCACCAUGAGGCCAGCUUGGCCAAAGUACCUCACCAUAGCCAUCUGCUGCCUGGCUCUUUUCCUCUUUUUCCCGCCACUCCGGAACCUGGUCCUGUAUGUCGUCUGGCCGAACGCCUGGCGGGACGUCAGCACCUUUGACAUCAUCAUGAUCUCCAACUUCCCUUCACCGGAUGACGUCACUCUCCAGGCGAGCUGCGACUUCUCCAACCCCCACCCACCCUUCAUACACCCGGCAGACCAAGCCUCUUUAUCCAUCAGCAACUUCAGAGACGAAUCGUCACCAGCUAGACCGCUGAAGUCUUCGGCACAUUCCGUCUUUCUACCAGCCAUGGAGCGGAGGGAUAAAGAGAUGCUUUUUCAAAUGUACCUCGUGAUGGCGUCCGCUUUCAAAAGUACCGGCAUUGCUUUCUUCAUCCGCGGGGGGUCGCUGAUUGGGGUGCACAGACAUCGGGGCCUGAUCCCUUGGGAUGACGACAUUGACAUUGCCCUCAAUGUCACCGACUGGUUGCGCGUGAGGGAUGUGCUCUCCUGUAUAGAGGGAUACAGACUCGAGAUGGCGCCGUCGUCCAACACCCACUGGAAGUUCCACCCGGCCGGCACCGCCUUCCCCUUCAUCGAUCUCUUCUUCUUCGCGGAGAACCAGGAGUUUGUGUGGGCCCUGACACCCUACACCCGCCACACCUUCCUGUUGCGCAAGGCCGACGUGUUCCCACUGACCACUGGUCGGUUUGAGGGCCUCCAGGUGCCGGUGCCACGCCGCACAGACAAGAUCCUGAAGGCGUUGUACCACUUCAGUCGCUGCGAGUCCCGGAGCUCCAACCACAAGACGGGAGAAUCUUCCACAGUGGUGGCAGUCCCUUGUACAGACUUGACCUACAUGUUUGACAUGUACAACCUUGACCCUUGACGCCUGGAAUUACCUUGACCUUUGAGGCCUCGAGUUACCUUGACCUUUGAGGUCUGGAAUAACAUUGACCCUUGACGCCUGGAAUUAUGUGGGGGGUUUUAGUUUCAGUAAGGUUUUACGGCGCUGGCAAAUUCCCAAGGUCAUAUGAGCGCCAAGGGGAGGAUGUCAACA